Messenger RNA from Lactuca virosa, 768 nucleotides. The record is from the annotation of a GenBank genome assembly. Lineage: Eukaryota; Viridiplantae; Streptophyta; Magnoliopsida; Asterales; Asteraceae.
AUGAUGAUGCAGAUCAAGAAAGUGUUGAGCAGGGGGAGCUUCCACCCCUGGAUAAUUCAGAUCCACUGCCAGAAGUUGCAAACGAAGGAACUCAAGUUAGACGAUCCGAACGACGCCCUCCAAGGUGCGGCGAUCGGUGGGUUAACAAGUCUUCCUAACGAUGUCUCCUCCUCUUUUUCCCCUCCGCCACCAAGCACCUCCCUUACUCUACAGACUAAAGCUUCCUUCCAGCAAUCCCAGGCUGUUGCAGGAUGGCCAUUGGCACAGGCUCGUAAUUUUGCUGUUAUGUGUGGUGUUAAUGCAGGCAUAUCCUGUGUCUUAAGAAGAUUAAGAGGCAAGGAGGAUGUCCAGUCAUGUAUGGCGGCAGGUUUUGGUUCUGGUGUGAUGUUCUCAUUGCUUAGUGGUAUGGGGGGUUCUAAUCAGGCUGCAACUGCAAUAACUUCUGGUGCUUUCUUUGCACUUGCGCAGGGUGGAUUCUUUAAGGAGAUGCAUAUAAGGGAGAAAAUUUCAAUGCCAAAUCGGGAAGAUGUGUUGUAUAAUGAAACGAGAGGCAUGUUGACUAGUCUUGGUCUUGGGCAUUAUGAAAAAAACUUUAAAAAAGGGUUGCUAACAGAUAACACUCUGCCUUUGCUCACUGAUAGGCAAGUGGCAACAAUGAAUGCUCUGCAAGAUGCGAGGAUUCCACCUGGACCAAGACUGCUCAUUCUUGAUCACAUUGAAAGGGAGAACGAGGUAAAGAAGACGUCUGGUUUUCCACACAAGUGGUAG